AUGGAGAGGCUUGACUGCACGGAACGAAAGCUGCUUAAACGGCUACUUGGCUACUUUUGGCCUAGUUUAUGCCCCAGUGAAGAUCUUUACGCAGAAAUUGAUGUGGUAUACCGGCGGAUGACACAUAGAAGACAUCAACAUCUUGCACCACCACCGAAAGUGGCUAAAGUAAAUCGUCUUUGCUUCUUUGGUCAUAUAUUCAGGAGACCGGCAGAUCGCCUUGUCCAACGAGUUCUGAAGAGUUCGUCGGGUUCGAGCUGGAAGAAGCCACCUGGCCGAAAACGGAAGUUCUGGACUGAGGUGGUGAAAGAGAACCUGAGGAUACUCGACGUGGAUAGGCUGUUCAGGCGAGACGUAAGGUUUCGCAGAAUAUGGAAUAGCGCGAAUGGAUUGGUUCUGUGCAAGCUUUUGCAGAAGAUCGAGAAGGACGGGCAGAGUUGUGUUCAAGGAUGGCACUCCUCGGCGAAGAUGCGGGUAAUCGCGUUAGGCGAUGACAUCAGCCCGCCGAUUAAGUCAAGUCAAGUAAGUCAUAUAUAA
This is a messenger RNA of Necator americanus (New World hookworm), 537 nucleotides long. RefSeq lists its product as uncharacterized. Bases 1 to 537 code for a protein of 178 amino acids. The record is from RefSeq and is a predicted model, not a curated record. Lineage: Eukaryota; Metazoa; Nematoda; Chromadorea; Rhabditida; Ancylostomatidae. The transcript has a single exon.